Molecule: messenger RNA, 1113 nt
Organism: Saprolegnia parasitica CBS 223.65
Lineage: Eukaryota; Oomycota; Saprolegniomycetes; Saprolegniales; Saprolegniaceae
Exons: 4
Coding region: 91-672 (193 amino acids)
Molecular function (GO): protein binding
Source: RefSeq, a predicted model, not a curated record
CGCUUGGCCAGCUGGAUUUGCGGGUGUUGACUUGACACGAACCUCGGUCCCGCGCGCGACGUCGUCAGAUUUCGAUUGACUGGGUCCUCCAUGAGCAGCCUCUUCCGCACCUUCCGCCGGCCGGCCACUGCCCGCUUCUUCUCGACGCACCCCAACGUUGUCGCCUUGCGCCAGGUGGACCCGGCGUCGCCCGAGAACGCGACCGAUACCUACUACGUCCGGACGUUGUCGCCUGGCUACAGCUCGUGCAUCGCCGCCAAGGACCUCAAGGUCGGUGACCGCAUUGGCUCGACCGUCGGCACGGUGUACUCGACGCCGACCCGCUUUACGAUUCAAAUGGCUCUGGACAAGCACGUCGAGAUCUUUGGCGGCAUGCAAUACGCCAACCACCACUGCAACCCGAACGCGUCCUUCCUCAUGUCCGAGUCGGACCCGACUGUGACGCUGGUCGCGAUCAAGCCGAUUGCCAAGGGCGACCACAUCACCUUUGACUACGACACCACCGAGUGGGACAUGGAUGAAAAGUUCUCGUGCAACUGCGGCGACGCGGCGUGCCGCCACGAGAUCCGCGGCGCCAAGCACAUUGGCGACGCCGAGACACUGCGCCUGUUGCCAAACUUUAGCCCGAGCGUCAUGCGCAGCCUUCUCAAGCACAAGCUCGUCCAAGGCUGAGCCGUGCGUCCUAGUCUAGAAGCUCGGUCACAAGUGCCUGCGGCCGUUUGCUAACUUGUAUUAUGUCCCUUCCGCUACUUCGUAGUACGCAUUUGCGUUAAAGCACCUUGUCCAAGGGUCAUCGCACGGACAACGUACGCGCGUUGGGCUACAGUGCCCUCAACAUGGUCGCGACGUCACCACAGAUCGCUGCACACCAGACCACAGGUCGUUCGAGCACAAGACCUGCUGAGCUCGUGUAGAGAAUUCUAGAAGCAACCCACGGAAGCAGCCUGCGAGUGUGGCUCAACCUCCCAGAUGCUCGGCGUGUUUACUCUGCCGGCAGGCGAUGGCAAGCCUUUUUGACGAACGGCGUGGUCAGCUGCGCGUGCCGUCAUCAUCAUGGGCUCUUGCCGUCAUCACCAUACGCCAUCAACAUCAUCCUCCCCGCGGAGGUUCCAC